Messenger RNA from Brassica rapa (field mustard), 13571 nucleotides. RefSeq lists its product as uncharacterized. The record is from RefSeq and is a predicted model, not a curated record. Lineage: Eukaryota; Viridiplantae; Streptophyta; Magnoliopsida; Brassicales; Brassicaceae.
UUUACCGAACAUUUAUGCUAAUAUGGACUAUCUUUUAUGGAGAAAGAACAACAUCGACGAACCAGAAUUGGACAUGGAUCCUUAUCUCUAUAUAAUAUGGUAUAUCCAGAAGGCUUAGAAUGAUAAACUAGGGGGAUAGACAGAGAUCCUAUGAAGCUAGUCUGGUACGCAGAAAACGAGUGUCAAGCGUGGUUCAAAGAAAAUGAGACAAUACCUUUAUCGCCACAAGAAACUCCUAAUGAGCAAAUAGAAGUCUGAAGCUUGGGUAAUAUUUGUAUGGUGAAUGGUUCAUGGACCUCUACAACUCAGUUUAGUGGAUGCAUAUGAGUUGGGAUGGAUAGCUUAGGAAAUAUUCAACUUAUGGGGACAAACAACUUAAGAAGGAAAGAAGCUGUUUUGCGCACACAUAAUUAGAAGCAUUAUGAUAGGUUAUGAAAAGAAUACUUCUUCAUUCAACAUGUCAUAACUUUGGUACGGAUUGUAAUGGGAAAUGACCCUCAUGCAUGGCCGAGCUUCUUAACGGAACUGGAGGUGAUAAAGACUCUACGAUUGUGUUUUCCAAACUUCAAGAUCUCGUACAUCCCAAGACCGAAAAAUGUAAUUUCUUAUUCUUUAGCUAGGAGUAAAAGGUUUUUCAUAGAGAAAUUUGUUUUACUGGUUGUUCUAUUACAGUUUAGUUACCAGACCACCUCAAGUUUCAGUAAUAAAAAGUCGUUCGUUGUCAAAAAUAGAAAAUUUAACUGUAUAUCUCAGACACAACUACCGAACAUUCAAUUAUUGCAUUUCUUUCUUCUUAAAAGAAUCUGAUAACAUAAAUAAAUCAAAACAUGAGUUCCAAUUGGUAAUUGAAAGAGUUAUGAUCUUCUCUUGAAAUCUAAAAUAAGCUUAGCUUCAAAAAUGGCCGAAAAUAAAAUAAUCUAAUCUAUUAAAAAAAAUACAAAAUUGAAUUUACCCUAGUUUUCUCCAAUAUUUACAUUGUCAUGCCACUAAAGUAUUAAAUAAUCCUAACUUAGGUAGUUAUUGUCUUUUCCUAUUUUAUUAAAUUAUUUCCUAAUUCAAGUUUUGCUAAAUUUCUGUGUUCAAGAUAUUUCCUAAAAUGAUUUAGCUAAAUUUUAGGAAAAUUCAAGUUUAAGAAAUAUUUUUAAUAAUAUUAUGUAAUAUUUUCCAAGUAUCAUAUAAUCCCAACACAUUUAGCUUGUAAGGCCUAAGAUAUAUGUAUUUUGAAUAUUCCAAAAAUAUAGGUUUAACUGUUACCAUUAAUUAUUUUCAACAAUAAAAUAUAUAUAUGCUAAGAUUAAAUAUAUAUAUUCCAAACUCUAUUGUGCUGUAAACAUUUUUUUUCUUUUGUUGAUAAAUAAAUUUAACAUUUCAAUAAAAAAAAAUAUUUUAGAAUUAUUUGUAAAAUAAUAUGGAUUGUUUAUAACCAAAUAUUCAUUUUUAAUCUAUCUAAAUCUCACUUAAUAUAUAUAUAUAUAUAUAUAUAUAUAUUAUAUAUAUAUAUAUAUCAAAUAUUUCUAAAAUAUAUUUUAACCUUUUCAGUUACUAUUAAUUAUUUUCAACAAUAAAAAAUAUCGAUACUAAAAUAUAAAUAUCACUGAAUUACUUGUAGAAUAAUAUUUAAUGUUUCUAACAAUAUUAUUUUUCUGAUGUAUCUAAAUCUCGCCAUAUGACCUAUAUUUAAUCAAAAUAUUUAAAUUAUUAUUACAUUUGGAAAAAAAAAUUUGUUAAGAGAAAAAUUGCUCAAACAUAUUAAUGGGUCAAUAUUUGUCGAAUGUGUAGUAUAGCGCACAAGUCAAUAUUUUUUACAGCAUUUAAAAUAUUUAAUUAUUAUGUUUAUAAAUAUUUUGAAAUAAGAUAAAUAUUUAAAAUGUUAAUUAAUAAAAAUUUAAAUAAUAUUCAUGUUUUUAAAGUGUAAUAAAUACCUGCACGGGGGUGUGGGUCGAAUUCUGGUAUAGGUUAAAACACGAUGUGAGAACUUUUAUAAAUAAGGAAAACUUUUGGGCUGACUUGCAAUUCUUGAGAAUUGGUUGGUUUUAGCAUGGGUGUCGACCGACACCAAGGGUGAGUGUCGAUCGACACGCUCUUCAAUUAUCAACUCUGACUUCAACUUUUCAGCACAACUUCUCUUAAUCCUCCACAUAGCUCUUUAUUCUCCAAAAUGCUCCCAAACGUAUAUGAGCCUGCAAAGACUCUUGAACUGACUCGAAACAUUGAUAUUGACUCUAAAACUGGACUUAUACCAUGGUCAAAAUCCAUAAAAACCAAGGUAUAUCAGUGAGCUGUAAGUAUUUGGCCAAAGAUGUUUUGUGAAACUUUACAAGAGAAGUUUCAUAUAAAAGUAAUGGGAGCAUGUUCCUUAUAGUUUACUUGUCAUGUUAACGACCGAGGAGAAAAAAAGUUAACGAGGGAAGAGACCUUAACGCGUGAAAGGAAGGUCUCUCUAUAUCUCUGUUGCUAUGUAGUGCGAAGAUGCCGAUCUCGUUUUCUCGCAAACUAAUUUGUGUGAUUUGUUUGUAAAGAUUAUACAAAAGUGGUUUUGUAGAACUUGUGAUGAUUUUACGCAAGCUGUCUCGGACAAGUCAUAUCAUAUGCGAAACUUUCCAAGUUAUUUUUCAUGGGAGAUGUUUUGUAUAUUGUUUGUAAGUGAUUGUGACAUUAAUAAGCGAGGAGUACUGUUUCCUCGUUCAUAUCGCCAUGUUGUUUUGAAAACCACUGAUACUGUUUUCACGUAGACAUUUUCGUAUAACUUGUUCUAGUUGUACGAAAGUUGUGGGUAACCGAUUCUAUGAAGACUAUUAGCGUAUCUUUGUCGAGAGACGUAGGGUAGUGUUCUAAGAGUGAUUAUUACGCAUAUUUUACGUGAAUGUUUUUCUUAUAAUCUUCUGGGAAAUUUGUUUCGUUUAACUCAAUGAGGUUUUACGUAAGCUAUUUCUUGAUGAUGUUUUGCUAGCAACAUUUUCGUAGGUUUUACACGAAACGCUAAUGGUAUAUGUAAUGAACAUGUAUUGCUCUUGACGAUUUGGGUGUUAAUGAGCGGGUGAUAUGAUCAAAUUAACCUUCAAGGUACUCUUUCAAAUAAGAGGUUCGUUGUAGUAAUUGAGGAUUGAAUUCACAGAGACUCUAUGGUUCACACAAUAGACUUGAGUUUCAGAUUAAGCUAGGAAAUCAGUUAGAAAGCAAAUAACAAAAUAAGAAAAUAGAUAGAAAUGUAAGCGGUAGGAGAAAUGCACUAGAUCUAGGAAUUAUCACACAAUGAAUUCAAGACUACUAUCAAUGGUGUCGAGGGUUUAUAAGGUUCAAUUCUAGAACUCAAAUGCAAACAACAAGUUAUCCAACUCUCGUUGAGAUAAACUAUCAUAUUUCUAACUCGAAUCAAAUACCAACUCUCAUUGCCUAUACGCGAUGAAUCAAACAAGCAACAACCAAUAUUUGAUGUUAUUCAACUAAAUCCUAGACCAACUCUCGUUGCGAAUAAGUAAUUAGUCCAGAAGUAUUUGAUUCAGGUUAUCGGUCACACUCGUUCUAUUCUGGUUAUCCUGUGAUUCUAGAUUCAGGUUAUCAGACACACUCUCUUUGUUACUCCAACUACUCUAGAAGCUAGUAUGAUAAAAAAUCCUGGUGUAGAAAUCUAUAAGAAACCCUAGCAAUCCUAUGAUUAUCAAUUUGACAUUAAACUCAUGAAAUCCUUAAAUCUAACAAGGGUGAUCUACUCAGACAUGAUAAGAGAAAAAAAAAUCCUAUUGAAAAACCGAAACUAAAAUUUGAACUGAAUUUCAUAAAUAACCGAACAUAUCAUAUAUCUAUAGAACCAAAAAAAAUUGAAGGACCAAGAACCAAAUGGGUACUUGAAAUUUUAAAAUAGAAAUUAUAAACUUACAAAUAUUAACUAUAUUUAAUUUAUAAAUAACCAAAUAUCCUAAAAAUACUAUUUAUAAUCGAAAAACCAAAUUACCCAAAAACAUUUUUGACUAAAAAUAUUAAAAACUGUUCAUUCUGAAAACCCCAAAUUAUCCGAUAGUUUUAUUUAUAAAUCCGUAGUUACCCGAAAAACCAGAAUCAAAUUAGAAGUGAUUUGGACCCAAUUUCUUUUUUGCAUAUGGCUAGGUUGCCAACUUUGCUGCUAAAUCAAACCAAAAACUGAAGAAACCCAACUGAAACUAACAAACUUUCUAAACACCUGAAUGGUUCCUAAAUUUCUAGAACAAAAACCCCAAAAACGGAAAUAUCUGAACUGAAACCGAAUGCUGGUUUAAAAAAUAAAGAAUAAAAAAAAAUAAAAAGUGAAAAAUAGUUUAGGUAACACAAAAACAAAGGAAAAAGGAAAAAAAUAUUCUUGCAAAGUGAUUAAAAGUGUUUUAUUUUAGUCUAAUUUUUAAAAGCAAACUGAAUAAAAAUAAUUGUUUCAGUAAAUUUUAAAUAAAUGAUAUAUUUUUGAAGAAACUAACACAAAAUAAAAGAAAUUAUAAAAAAAAAGAAUAGUUUAGUUAACACUAAAACAAAGGUAAAAGGGAAGGGUAAAUUUUAUGUUUACCACUUUCAUGGUACCACUUUUAAUUUUUACCACCACUAAAGAAACAUAUUCAAAAAUACAUUCUUCAUUAAGAUGCAAAAGACUAUAUAACCUUGUUAUCUAUACAUAUAAUAAAUCAUUAUUAAAAUAAAUAAAAAAUAAUUAAUAAAAUAAUAUUAUUUUUAUAUUUUUGAAUUAUAGUUUUUCUUUAUUUUUUUGUCAUCAACUUAAAAACAGACUCAUACAUACUUAUACUUUUUCAAAUUCGAAUUCUUUUAUAAUAAGUAUGUAUUUAUAUAUUUAUUAGAAUCUUAAAUUUCACAUUCUAAAAACCCUACCUAAUCCGUCAACUCUAAACCCUAUGUCUAGAUUAGUUAACCCUAGGAAUAAAAGACAGGAGUAUAAGUGUCUUUUACCCUUCAUUAAAAGUGAAGAAAAAAAUAAUUAGUAUAAACAUGAAAAGUGGUACUAUGAAUGUGGUAUUUGCGGUAAUUUUCCAAAAGGGAAAACUAUUUGGUGAUAGUGAUCAAAAGUGUUUUUGAAAAAAUUGAAAGAAAUGAAGAACAGAAGGGGAGGCUCGAACAUGAAUUGGGUGAGGCACCAAACGUCAAGAAUUAGCCGGAAGAGCUAACACUUUCACUACCUACAUAUUUACACAAAGGAUUUAUAUUAUUGGGCACGUGUCACGUGCCACACCUAUAAUGUACGUGAAUCCGCCCCUGCUUACAAGGCUUGAGAGUAUUAGGUAUCAUGAUUGUUAAAUAUUAGGACUAGAUAAUCGUGUCAAAGUGUAAGUCUGAGUCCCUGUACUUGUAGGUUUAACAUCACAUUAUCAAUGACUGACUUUCCUGUUGCUCACUCUCCCUUUAACCUUUUCGGGUGAGAUUGAGUAGUAGUUGGACGUUGAACGCUUUUUUGCUACUUGAUAUAUUUUUUCUUUUAAUUUUUUUUGCUUAUUUCAGUUACUGGAGAUGCUAUUUAAUUAUUAAUAAAGUGUGAUUUAGGAUAAUUUGAAGAGACGUGAAAAAGCGUUAUUGUAAGUGAUCCAACAUUCUCGAUAAAGGAUGUGAUGAGUGUUAUAUUCUUAAGCGGUGAUUUCUGAAUGACCCUCUCUUGCAUGGCUAACUAUGUAUAUAUAUUUAUUGUUUUUGCCAGUUCAUUUUAUUUUUCUCUUCUAAUCGGUACUCCUCACUUUGUGUUAUUUUUCCUUUUAAGUAUUCAUAUCUUGAGUCGGUCUAAAAUCUAAAAUGGGUCAUGCAAAGGAAGAUAAGCCCAUCUACAAUAAAAUGGUCUUAAACAAUUUUUAAAAAUAACUCACGGCCACGAAAAAACAAAGACAACGAUAAAAAAUAUUUAAAAGAAAAACAAAAAAAAAUAUCGUUUGACCGCAAACAAAAAAUAUUUUCAAAAUUAUUGAAAUAAUCUCUAAUUUUUAGAAACAAUUACAAAAUAGAAAAGAAAUAAAAAAAUUAGAUAUGUCCAGUUAAAUAAAAGGAAAGAGGACCACAAAUAGUUGAAAAUAAAAUAUAUCAUAACUAAAAUGUAUAUUAUACAUAUAUGUUAAGAUUAUAUUGUAUACAGUGAAUCAUAGAUAUGUCAAAUUUUUAUUGAUUACUUUUAUCUAGGGAAAAAAUAAUAUUCAAUUAUAGCUUGGUUCAUAUGGUAUGAGUAAUUUACUAAAAUAUACCUUACACUUAGCAUAUAUAUCAUCUCAUAAAACUAUUUUAUUUUCUUAAUAGUAACAAUCUUUAUUAACACAUAUUUUUUUUACAUCUUUGUAAUAGUUAGACAUGUGUUCCAAUAGUAUGUCAAACUCCAAAAAAAAUCGAUUUCAGUUCGGGAAUUGUGAAAAAUAAUCCACAACAAUUGUAAAUGUAACAUAAAAAGAAAUGUAAUAUAUUUUAUUUUUUUUUGCUAAAAUUUAAAUAUCAUAUAGAUGAUUUGAAGAUCUUAAUUCUUAGGUCAGAGCCACUCCGGAAAAUAGAAAAAAAAACAAGGCGGAUCAAUAGAAUGUUUACUUUGUUUUUUUUUAACGCUGAUUUAUUACGAUAUUACAAUUAUGAUAUAGGAAAGAUUACAUAGACGAUUCGACAACCGACAAUACUACCUGCUUUAUGAAGACCUACGCCUAACUGCAUCACCUGAGCCGUCCUAUGAAGAUCCACAGCUGGCCAGAUUUACUUGCACCAUGUUGAAGAUCCCUUGCAAGCAUUUUCCUCUGUAGUCUGCAUAAUUGUUUAAUAAACCGCAUUCUCCGGGACUUGAAACCUGGAUUUCCUGUAAUCUGCAAUAAAUUGCAUAGUCUGGGAUUCGAACCCCAAACUUAGGUGUAGACCGCAUAAUUGUUUACUUUGUUUGAAUGACUAUAAUUUUUUGUUAGGGAUAAUUCAGACUAUGUUAAAUUAAAAUUAUCAUUUGAACGGUAAACCUUUCACAAUGCGAUUUACACCCAUCAUUUAUAUCUUUGAUUUUUUAUUUGUAACAGUUAUUGGAUGGUAAAAUAUCUAAUUAUCGUGUGGAUAAAAUGAGAUAAUGAAAUCUUUCUGUCAUUAUCUUUAAUCUAUUACAUUUGUGACCCUCAUAUCUGUAUAAAACGAACCUAUUACAUAAUGAGAACAAUAUAGUUUAUCUUUAAUUUUCACAUUCUCUAAGCUUUGGGCGGUCUGUAUUUUUUCUCAGUUCUUAAAAAUCCCAGUCAGUUAUGUCAAAUUGUAGCAUUGAACAACUGCAUGAUUUCUAUGUUCAAGAAAGACUGCUUUUCGUUAAAUUGGUACAAAAAUUUUCAAGAUCUCCAGCUGAGUCACUUCUUGUCAUGGCCACAUGGCUUUGGCUUGAAGACUUUGGCUUUGAGCACAUCUUCUCAGUCAUCAUGGCGCUCAACGAUCCACUCAUUGCAGCUCUUGCUAAUGAGGCUGUCUUAUGCUUCCGGUGUCUUGAAUCCGAAGAACCUCCAAAUGGUUUCAGUCAGAUCCCUGUGACUGCAGAAUUUAUGGAUAUAUCUCUUCAAAUAAUCUACCAAAAUCGAUACAGUGCCAUCACAGGAAUCAAAAACUUUUUAACCACUGUUUGCUCAAGAAUUUUCUCUGACAUAGUUCAACAAGUUCUCCCAUCCUCCUACAUCACUAGCCACAACCAGCCUCUCAUCAUCCCCGGGUUCCCGCAUCCAACUUUUGGGAGCAUCAACGUGAUGCCUAGUGUUGCUUCCUUGGAUAAUUUCUCCAGCAGAAAUUUAUUCCCUAUCCCUAGUGGUAUAUGGGGCUGGAAUGCUAGUUGCAUCGCAACUGAAAACGACCGGACCCUUUUUCUAACGUUUUCUCGUGGAAUCCCAGUAUCCGAAGCGGAAGUGAGGCUGGUAUUCACAGAAAAAUAUGGAGAAAACUGUGUUAAGGGCGUUCACAUACCUAAGUACGGUGGAAACUUACCCAAUGAGAACUUGAAUAGUAAUCAGGAUGUUCAACAACAAUCACUAUAUGGGAGGCUGGUCUUGGAUUCAGUCGUUACUGUGGAUCGUAUACUUAUGGGCGAGAGUAAACAAAAGUUUUACAUCGACGGGAAGCCUAUUUGGGCUCGUAAGUUUAAAAAUAGAUACAGAAAAUAAAAAGAUGCCUAUGUAACUUGUUCAAGUGACAAUAUUAUUAUUAUCUUCUCUUUCUUUCUUUCUGAUGCUAAAUCUCUUAUCUUAUGUCAUAAAUAAUCAUAUUGUUGGAUAUGCUGACAAAAAAAAAAUAGUUGUCUUGGAUAUCUUUCUUUCCUGUCUAAUCGAAAUAUUUUGAUUGGGAAUAAUGGACUACCCUCUAAAUAAAAAUUACUCUAGUCUAAAGGCUAGAUGUUGCAACUUACAACCUUCUCUCCAAUAAACCGAUCACCCCGAAGAGAAAAAGUGAUCUAACAAAGGAAUGACACAAAUAAACCAUAAAAUAGAGGUUUCAACCUUCUCUCUAGAUCUAUCCAUUUGUUAUUGACUGUUUGCCGACUCCGGCUGCUUCCAUAGAGCUGUAGUCGCUCUUUGUAUUUUGAUCUAGAUAUUUCGCUUUUGCUCUCGUUUUACUCUACAUGUGGAUUUCCAGACCUUCGAUCUUGCUGUGCCCCUUCCAGAAGGAACAAAAGUUUCAGCUAAUCUUGCAGUGUAUUAAUCGUUCUUCUCCUAUUAAUCUUUCUAGUCAGCGUGGGUUGGGUUUACUACCCUUCAGAUCUAUUUAUUUCCAAGAUACAUAAUGAUGGAUUGGAUGAUUUGCAUGAUGAUAUUAAUCUCUCUUAAUUUGGCUCAUAUUUGGUUUCGAUCUUCAUCCUUGUCAAGUUCUUGAUCAAAUUUGAACCUGUUUAUGAGUGGUUUCGGUCCUUGUGGAUUAUCUUAUGAUUUGAUCGAGAUCUACAUUCUGUCAUGCUUCAAUUUUGCGUUUCAAGUCGGUUUUUCUCUGUCUGCGUAUUUCUGGUUGAUGACUUAUGAACUAAAAGUGGUUCUGUCUCCUAAAGUAUGAAGCUUUAGUCUCUUAUUCUCUUGGGAUAUUCACUAUAGGAGGAUUCCCUCGUAUUGUCUCUAUCAAAAAGCUCUAAAGAAAAUCUUCAUGACUUGUUUUAUUUGAAACACUUUUUUUUUGAAACACAAUCUUCAUGCCUUGUUAUUAUUGAUUUUUGUUGUUUUUUUUAUCUGUUCCUUGCGUCUGCCAGUUUGGAUCUGUUAGUUUAGAUUAUCUGCUUGUUCUAUGUUUCCAUACUUUCCCAUUUGUGGACUUUCGUCUCUGAAGACCUUUGUGUUGGUUUGUCGGCUCUUGAUUACCGGAGUUCAUUGAAAUUGCAAGAUUUUGUAACUGUUCUUGUUGAAUAUAAUCCUUCUUUUAUUGUUAAAAAAUAUGUUAAAACCUCCUCAGUAAUGAACACUAGGCCAAAGAGGAUGACACUCAUUGCAGUCUCUCGAAAUACUUUUCAAUGAGUUGGAUACCUCUCUUCUCUGAUUGCGAAAAGAGUCCACAUCGAAUGUAAAUGUAAAAAAUGAAAUAUAAAGUGUUCAUAUUUUUUAAUGAUGCCGAGGUUUUGGGUUUGUAAGCUAGUGUACCUUUCUAGACAAAAACUAAACCUAUAUUAAAUUAAUUCUCUUUUGGAGGUACCGUUCACGUUAGGAUUUAAUUCAAAUUCUGAUAUCCUUAAUUUUUUAUUUAUAAUUAUUUCUUAAAAAUUAUUAUAAAAUAUCUAGUAUAAUAUGUGGUUUGUCCUUUAUUUUAAAAAUUUGUGACCCUCAUAUCCAUAUAUGUGAAACGAACAUAUUAGAUAGCGAUCACAUUAUUGUGUCCGGAUUUUGCGUGGUAAGUACUAUACACUAAGUUUGCCAUUUUGGGCUAGUGAUAUAGAUACCACUUCAUAUAUAUAUGUAUGGACUAGUUUAUCUGCAGUGAGGCCUCUGCUGUUGUUGGAGAUUUGGCAAAAGAUCUAUUUAGGUUAUGAUGUAAGAGCAUGGAAGGAUCCACGGAUUCCAACUUCAACUUCACCUGCAAGGUCGGCUAGGCCAAAUGUCCUAGUAGCACAUCUCAUAAUUAAGUUAGUGAUUUAGUUGAUGAAGAAUCAAUGGAAUGGGACGUUGUGAUGCUUGAUAACUUUGUAGCACAAGAAAUAUACUAUUGGUUAGAAGCUUGGACAUAAUCUGAUAUUUACAUCGUGAUACUUAUUGUUGAAUUUUUACCAAGAGUGGUAUGUAAACUGUUAAGUCAGGAAACUUGAUGGACAUACAUAUACUUAAGGCUGAAGAAUAUGUUGUUUACGUAAAACCAAGCAUCGCGAAACUCCAGCAUAGGUGGGGGAGGAUAUCACAGUUCAUUUUGAAGACCCAAAAACGUCCAUGAUGAGGAGCCAUAUAUCGGGCAAAGCCAAAGGAGAUUCAAGCUCAUUUUUACUUAGUUUUCUUAUGUAUGAAGUACUUAUGUAAAAUAUCUAAGUAUUAAAUAUUAUAAAAAGUGUGUGGAAAUAUGUAGAGUACUUAGGAGCGAAAUUGCUUAAGGGAGGCUAUUUCACCACGAAGUAACUUCAUAGAUAGGAAAAGAUCUGAGUUGUUAGAUCGGUUCAUUCUCAACCGUCCAUUAAGAAAGUGGGAUGUGUAUAUAAAGGGCUGAAGCCUCAUUGUAAGAUUCAUUCACCAAGUUAUAAAAUAAAUACUUCCUUAAGCUCUAAUCUCUCUCUACAAUGUCCUCACUCUUUGUCUAUGUACUGAUCGAGUAAUAGGAGUUAGGCUGACUUAGCAAUCACUAGGAUGAAAAGGUGCUAAAACUGCACGUUCUGGCAAAGUAAAGAAUCAGUCCGUGACAACAUGCCCCCUUAGGUCUUCACCUACGUCCACCCCUGGACUCAAGGUCCCCCUCUCAAAUAACCACUCUUGUUUCCGUCAGUUUUUGAAGCAAUCAUACAUAGUUUUAAUUUUUCCUCUUAUUCUUUUUGUCGGCUAGUUUUCCUAUUAACAAAAAAAUCAAGAUUAUACAAAAUGCCAGUGUACAAAUAUAUCUCUCGAAGAGUAGCCUCGAGCGACUCCCACCCUUCUGGAAAUUAACUCAAUCUAACCAUUUUGAAUUUUUCUAAAAUAUGUAAAAUUUAGAAAAUGUAUUAAAAUGAGUGUUUGACACACUUUAUUCUAAUAACUAGGGGUACUAUCGCGCUGCGCACAAGAUUUUAAAAUAUUGCUUACUCGUUUGUUGUAUAGAUGGUGUGGUUCUACUUGGUUACUUGCAUAAGUUAUUGAGUACAUGUUGGUAUGCAUAAAUGGUUUGUGGGAGGAUGGUGUUUUAGAUAUAUUUGGUCGUGUAGUCACAUCUGUUUGCCUACACGGAUGUGUGUGAGUGGUGGAUGUAUUAUUUAGUAGACAUAGAAGGUUGAUAUAGUGUCGUUUUGUACUGGCGGAGAUUUUCUUUGGCAUAGGUGGGUGUAUGAUGGUGUAGUUGUUGUGUCAUUAAAUUGUUGUUGGCAUUUGAUAUGCAAAUGGGUGAAUUUGAUUAUUUAGGUUUGGGCCUGCUUGCGUUUUGGAAAGUUAAUUGUAAGUGAUACAUAAAAAGAAAGAUUGGAUGUGUAACUACCAUACCUUCUCUAGAACAAAUCUAAAUGUUAGCGAGUCUUGUCAUCUGUAUGUAAUAAUAACACUUCUAGGAUUGCUCUUUUAUACAUUUCAUGUAGGAAUUUUGUGGAAUUCUUUAGACUCUUAAAUUAGCUAUGUAAAGUGGGUUUCUGUGUUUUCUUAUUAUGCCGAGCCGAGUGAUAUACAUGUGUAUUCCCAGCAAACUUUUGAUUUGUUUCUUUUUCUCCUAUCUAAUUUUAUCUGAAUAUGUGCUCCAUUCAUGAAAAUUUUCAGUGCAGAGCAUGAGCAGACCGUAGAGAUAUGUUGCAUAGUCGUGUGAAGUUGUGGCUGUGGUCCGUAUGUGAUGCAGCCCAAUGUUGAUGUUUUUGUACAUAUGGUACUCUUCUAUGCCUAAAAUGUAGUGGCCUCCAGUAGUUGGCCACCUCUGUUAGGUUCAACUUGUUGUAAACAUGUCAGUAUUUUGCAGCUUGUGUCAGCGGUGGUAAAACGAGCAUACUAUGGCUGGGAUGAUAUCUUGAGGAUGCUGCAACGUGUGACAUUAUGUCUCUUAAGAUGGCAUGUGAGAGAGACUCCAAUGGUGUCAGCUGUUUUGUUUGUUGUCAUUACUAUUUUUUUCUUUCUCAUAGAUGGUUUUUGAAAAUGAUUGUAGUAGCUGAGUAUAUAUAUACCGGAUUGUUGUGUAUAUGAACUUCACUUUAUCUAUCUUGUAACAGCAAGUGUUUUUGUUGUAUUGUUCUCUUAGUUGUUAAUAAGAGUAUCUCUUAUGGCUAUCCUCAUCUUUUUAAAUAAUGUAAAUUUAAAAUGAGUUUGAGUUUUGAUCCAAUAAUUUUUCUAAUUUUCCCCCUUAAAAGAAGACAUUCCAAAUAUAUUUUUUAUUAAAUUCUAAUAAUACUUUUUAAUACUUACAAAUUUUACUCAGUAAUAAAAUAAAAUAUUUUUUAUAUAUAUAAGUUUAGUUUUCAACAGCAUAAAUAAUGAUUUAUUAGAAUUUAUAUUUUUGUUAAUGGAAGUAUUAAUAAUUUUAUUAAAUUAUAAAAUGCAUAUCUUAAUAUAUUUAGAUAUAAAAAAACUAUGUAGAAGUUUAAAGAUGGUAAAUAAAAAAUAGUUUUAAAAUGAAAUUGUAAAUAGUAUUUUCUCAAACUUGAUGUGUUACAAAUUAUAUCUUCUCUAUUCAUUAAAAUUAUUUUUGGAAAUAAUAGCAAUUAGUGCAGAGCAUGAGCAGACCGUAGAGAUAUGCUCCAUAGUCGUAUGAAGUUGUGGCUGCGGUCCGUACGUAAUGCAGCCCAAUGUUGAUGUUUUCGUACAUAAGGUACUCUUCUAUGCCUACAAUGUAGUGGCCUCUGGUAGUUGGCCACCUGAUCUGUUAGGUUCAACUUGUUGUAAACAUGUCGCAGCUUGUGUCAGCGGUGGUAAAACGAGCAUACUAUGGCUGAGAUGAUAUCUUGAGGAUGCUGCAACGUGUGACAUUAUUUCUCUUAAGAGGGCAUGUGAGAGAGAUUCCAAUGGUGUCAGAUGUUUUGUUUGUUGUCAUUACUAUUUUCUGUUUUUCUCGUAGAUGGUUUUUGAAAAUGAUUGUAGUAGAUUAGUAUAUAUACCGGUUUGUUGUGUAUAUGAGCUUCACUUUAUCUAUCUUGUUACAGCAGGUGUUUGUGUUAUAUUUUUCUCUUAGUUGUUAAUAAGAGCAUCUCUUAUGGUUAUCCUCAUUUUUUUAAAAAAAACGUAAAUUUAAAAUGAGUUUGAGUUUUGAUCCAAUAACGUAAAUUUAAAAUGAGUUUGAGUUUUGAUCCAAUAAUUUUUCUACUUUUUCCCUUAAAAGAGGACAUUCCAAAUAUAUUUUCUUAUUAAAGUAUAAUAAUAACUUUUUAAGAUUUACAAAUUUUACCCAGUAACAAUUUUAUUUUAAAUAAAUCUUUGUUAUAUAUAUAAGUGUAGUUAGGGCUGGGCAAAUAAACCGAACCCGAAAAUCCGAACCGAACCCGAUCCGAUGAAAAUGAAUCCGAACCGAUCCGA